UAUUAAAUUAAAAUUAGGCAUAAAAUUCUAUCGUUACUUUGGUUUAAUUUUGCGCUAUACUAUAAUUUUUGUGUUAAUCGGUAUUUUUUGUAUAAGUUUGAAGUUAACACAUAGUAAAUAUAAAAAUGCCCGAAGAACACCAGCUAUUCACAAAUUGAAUCAGAGAGUACGUAUCCUCUGCAUGAUCAUGACAACAGGCUAUCGUCACAAUUUAGAAGCGGCACGUAUUUAUCGCACAUGGACUCAACGUUGUGAUAAGACUUUGUUUAUGAGUGACGACUUCCAUGAUGAAAUACAACCAGUUAUCAUUAGCAAGAACGAAGAAUGGGGUAAACUUAAGGAAAGCCUCACUUUUGUCUACAAUUAUCACUACCAUAAUGCUGAUUGGUUUCUAAGAGCCGCUGAUGAUAAUUUUGUUAUUCUUGAAAAUCUGCGUUAUUUGCUCUACCCGUACUCCAACAAAACACCAAUAUAUUUUGGCUAUAAACUGAAAAAUAAAGAUGGAGAAGCCUAUAUGAGCAGCAGUGCUGGAUACGUACUGAGCAAAGAAGCUUUGCGAAGAUUUGUUAAAUCAGCCUUACCAAACACUGAAAUUUGUACUCCAGGAGCAAAUGGUAAAGAAAGUGAGGAAUUAGCCAGAUGUUUAAAAAAUGUAGGAGUGCUUGCAGGCGACAGUCGUGCAGAAGAUGGUAGCAAUACGUUCUUUCCUUUCUCAUUAAGCGAUUAUUUGAAAGGACUAAAGCCAGAGGAUCAUAAAUUCCUUUACGAAAAUUCAUUUUACGCUAUGAGAAAUAAAUCAUUUCCGCUCUCAAAAAAGAUGAUAUCAUUUAGUAAUGUACAUCGAGAUGACUUAUAUACACUUGAAUAUUUCAUAUAUAAUAUGAGAGUAUUUGGUCAAAAACGACUACCAGCACAAUUACCAAUAAUUGAAAAUCCUGUAGAAAUAAAAUAA
Molecule: messenger RNA, 952 nt
Organism: Teleopsis dalmanni
Lineage: Eukaryota; Metazoa; Arthropoda; Insecta; Diptera; Diopsidae
Product: glycoprotein-N-acetylgalactosamine 3-beta-galactosyltransferase 1-like
Exons: 3
Coding region: 182-952 (256 amino acids)
Cellular component (GO): membrane
Molecular function (GO): N-acetylgalactosaminide beta-1,3-galactosyltransferase activity
Source: RefSeq, a predicted model, not a curated record